Messenger RNA from Zea mays, 4226 nucleotides. RefSeq names its product protein kinase domain superfamily protein. Bases 1878 to 3731 code for a protein of 617 amino acids. The record is from RefSeq and is a predicted model, not a curated record. The transcript has 13 exons. Gene Ontology annotation, biological process: protein phosphorylation; regulation of DNA-templated transcription. Gene Ontology annotation, molecular function: ATP binding; protein serine/threonine kinase activity. Lineage: Eukaryota; Viridiplantae; Streptophyta; Magnoliopsida; Poales; Poaceae.
GAGCUUGACAAAUAUUCGAAGGAAUGCAGUAGUGGUCUUGCUGGUUUGAUAUGUUGAUUAUAUUCUAGUGCCUGCAAUGGAGUAAGUCUUGUGUAAUUGAAGCUCUUGCAAUAGCAAUCCUUGACCCUUGAGCAAUUCUUUUGUGUCAUUUUGAUCUAUCAAUAACAUGUGAUAGAGGUUGCAGUGGCGUAGUGCAAAUGACAAUCUGUUGCACUGUCGGCAUCCUAUAGAACCCUAGCUACGUAAGGAUGUGUCAUUACUUUUUUUUUCUCGCAGGAGAACUACGCAUCAUUAUAUUGAAAGAGAGAAAGGUCCGAAAUGGACCAAAGUACAAUGCCAUAACAGGCAAAAAAUAAAAAAGGAAAAACAGUACAACCUCAUGCACUAGGAAUAGCCCUGACCCUAGCAAAUGCAGCCAGAAGUCCGAGACUCUCGAGCUGCUUCGCACCAGCCAUACACCAGCACUCCACCUCAUUCAAGAAAAGCCUCUGAAUGGUGCUCAAUGAAGGGUUGACACCAUCAAAUACCGCCUUAUUGCGAUGCAGCCAUAAACACCAGGCCCCUAGGAUAAUGAGACUAUGAAUACCUUUUCUGAUUUGCUUGGGGACUCUCCUUUGCACCUUGUCCCACCAAUCCACAAAAGAGCCCGCCUCUCUAGUAGGCGUAAGAUGUCCCAACCUCAAAGCUGAAAAUAUAACAUGCCAAAAUUGUCUAGCAAAACUGCAAGAGCACAAGAGGUGCAAGAUAGUUUCCUGCUCUUGAUCACAUAAUGGAUAAACCACCGGGUGCGGUAGUCCUUUCCUCUGAAGUCUAUCCGCAGUCCAACAUUUAUUCCUUAUUACCAGCCAAACAAAAAAUUUGCAUUUGGGGGGUGCCCACGACUUCCACACCCAUUUCCAUGGCUGGAAAGAAAUAGCUCCCAUAAACAACGCCGAAUAACAAGAUUUUGAGGACAAUACUCCAGAGCUCGAGUGCACCCACACAUGUCUGUCCUCCUCCUGAUUAAGCACCACUCCACUUAAAGCAUCCCACAGCUGCAAAUAUUGCUGUAGACCAAUCAAAGAUAAAUGAUUCACGAUAUCGCAAACCCAUUGCCAAUUAUGCAACGCCUGAGCAACAGUUCUCGAAUUAAAUGGCCUGCUACUCACCAUACUUACAACUUCAGGGCCAAAAUCAUGUAUCCUCUGCCCAUUCAACCAUCUGUCCGACCAGAAAAAAGUAUUGGUCUCAUUCCCAACAACAGAGACCACCGAAGAUUUAAAAAAUUGUCUAACUUGCUGCUGCACGGGGAUACUCAAACCAAGCCAACACAUUUCAGAUCGUCCUCAAUGGGUUUAACAAAAAGGACCACAUCAUCAGCAUAGAUAGAAAGCCUGUUACGGACUCUUGCCCCUUCCAAACUAUGCAGCAAUCCCCUACAUUCAGCAGCCCUAAAAAGACUGCUAAGCACGUCCAUGAUCAGCACAAACAGCAUAGGGGAGAGAGGGUCUCCCUGAUGAAGACCUCUCCGAUGCUUUAUAUGGAUUCCAGGAAACCCAUUCAAUAACACUUGCGUAGAAGAUGAAGCCAACAGAUGUGUCAUUACUUAUUAUCUGUGCGAAGUCAUAGUAAUGAAAUGCUGGAUGGGAUGCCUAGACUUUACCUGGUUCUGGUGACGAGCUUGUACCUUGAAGUUCUACUACAUUAUUUAUCAUAUUGGCAUAACUAUAAUACCAUGUUAAGGCACAAAAUGCACCAGUCUAUUUGCCAUUUUAGCUGGUUCUGGUGACGAGCUUGUACUCUGUAGUUGUUGCUUGCUUGAGGGCCAACAUUGAUGAGUCACAAGAUGCACCAGGAGCUCCCUACAAGAUCAAAAUUCGUUUUGAGUUGCAUUUCUUAUGAAUCAGUCUGCGGAGAAUCUGUUUGGCUAUCCUGCAUCAGAAGCCCUUGGUCAGGAUGCCCUCAUGCUUCUGGUUGAUUCCCAUGACCACAAUGCGGUAAAUAACAUCUUCCAACGUAUUUCUAUGGGUGAAAGUUGGACUGGGAAGUUUCCAGUUAAGAACAAGCAAGGACAUAGAUUUUCAGCUGUUGCCACCAAUACACCUUUCUAUGAUGAAGAUGGCAGUUUGAUGGGUUUCAUUUGUGUUUCAAGUGAUUCCCGCCAAUUGGAGCAGAUAUUUUGUAAGCCUCCGACCUCUGCAAGGUCCCAGUCAGAAUCAUCUAUGACAUCUUGUGAUGGGAGUUGCAGCAACACUAGUCACAGAAUCAAUUCGUUGAAUAGAAGUUCUUUUGAUUCUAAUCUACCCCUGCAAAGCACUUUAGCAUCCAAGAUAACGAAUUUGGCUACCAAGGUCACAAAUAAAGUUCGUUCUCGGGUCAGGACAGACGAGAAUGACGAUGGUGGCAGUGGUGAGAGCCAUUGCUUGGAUCGUGGUGCAAAGGAAGAGCCAACAUCUAGCGGAACAAGCACACCAAGAGGGGAUGCACCACAUGGUCCCUUUGCUACAGAAGAGAACUCACCUGGGAAAUCAACGAACCCAAACAGCGACGAAUCAGAAGGAAAAGUAGGUCUGCACAAGAUUUUGGGUUCUAAGGCAGAGGCACUAUUGAACAAGAAAGGGAUAUCAUGGCCUUGGAAAGGGCGCGAGAAUGAGGGACCUGAUGAAAGAAACCAUGUGAUAUUGCCGUGGUUGCAUGGUGGCCAAGAGAAUGGUGUGAAUCAUCAGAAGGUUUCUGAUUCUAGUAUAUCUCCAGACGCCCAAGGCGCUGAACACAACCAACCUAGCAAAAAUGAGGCAUCAGGUUCCUGGUCCUCUUUCAACAAUAACAGCACAGGCAGUGCAAGCAGCACGGGAAGCACUAAUAGCAGUGCUCUCUACAAAGUAGAUCAUGAAGCAGAUUGUCUGGAUUAUGAGAUCCUGUGGGAAGACCUUGUCAUUGGAGAACAAAUAGGUCAAGGCUCUUGUGGGACAGUAUAUCAUGCUUUGUGGUAUGGUUCGGAUGUGGCUGUUAAAGUUUUCUCCAAGCAAGAAUAUUCAGAAGAAGUGAUACUGACCUUUCGACAAGAGGUAUCCCUUAUGAAGAAAUUGCGCCAUCCUAACAUACUGCUCUUCAUGGGUGCGGUUAUGUCUCCACAACGCCUUUGUAUUGUAUCAGAGUUUCUCCCCCGUGGAAGCUUGUUUCGCUUACUUCAAAGGAGCGCUACCAAGUUGGAUGUGAGACGGCGUGUCCACAUGGCUUUAGAUAUUGUAAGGGGCAUGAAUUAUCUUCACCAUUCCAGCCCGCCUAUCAUUCAUCGAGAUUUAAAAUCAUCUAACCUUUUGGUCGACAAGAACUGGAUUGUGAAGGUGGCAGACUUUGGUCUUUCACGUCUCAAGCGUGAAACUUUCUUGACAACAAAAACAGGAAAAGGAACACCCCAAUGGAUGGCGCCCGAGGUGUUGCGCAAUGAACCUUCCGAUGAGAAGUCUGAUGUGUACAGUUACGGGGUUAUCCUGUGGGAACUUGUUACUCAGAAGAUACCCUGGGAAAAUCUGAACUCAAUGCAGGUCAUUGGUGCAGUGGGUUUUAUGAACCAAAGGUUGGAUAUCCCAAGUGAAGUAGAUCCUCAGUGGAAAUCAAUUAUCCUGAGCUGCUGGGAAAGCGACCCGCAGCAACGGCCGUCGUUCCAGGAGCUUCUUGAGAGGCUCCGGGAGCUGCAGAGGCACUACGCCAUCCAGCACCGGAACACAAAGAACAGCAUCGAGGAGUAAAGAACACAAUGCGACCUCUCAGAGCGGCUUGCUUCGAAGCAUUUUGCGAGCGAACGAACGAAGAACCCCAGGUCUCUAGAAGGGCCUGGACCCUCCUGUACUGUAUGGUUUUGCUUCUGCGGAACAGCCAAGGCUGGAAGAAGUUUGUUGUACAGACGGGGGUACGUUCUUCUUUGUUUGACAGGGCAAUUGUGACUGUAAUCUCUGGGUCCUGACACCCAAGGGUAGGGUAGAGACUAUAGAGUGAGUAGUGACUGAGCUCCGGAUUGCUGGCGCAUUUGGGUUCUUCUGAUUCGUGGCAAUGCAAAUGCGUGGUUAACAAUAACAUCCAAUCCGGGGCUUGUGUUUCUGGAAAAGGGCAUGAUGAUGUGUAGAUUGUUUGCUCUGACAAGAGUGGUGCGUACAUGUGAUCGGUUGUGAUCAUGCGUGAUUGUGAGUUUAAUCGAUGUAGUAAAAUCUUAAUAUUCUAAAAUGCCUGCGUUUCCUUGAAAAAUA